Molecule: messenger RNA, 6088 nt
Organism: Platichthys flesus (European flounder)
Lineage: Eukaryota; Metazoa; Chordata; Actinopteri; Pleuronectiformes; Pleuronectidae
Product: androgen receptor-like
Exons: 9
Coding region: 71-2401 (776 amino acids)
Biological process (GO): regulation of DNA-templated transcription; male gonad development
Molecular function (GO): zinc ion binding; DNA-binding transcription factor activity; sequence-specific DNA binding
Source: RefSeq, a predicted model, not a curated record
ACAGAGCGGGACUACUAGUGUCGUGCAAAGUUCGCUCUCUUGGCAAAGUGAGCUUAUAGCUUUCUGGGAGAUGAGCCAAACUAACCAAGGGUUAUUUGGUAGCACGGUUUGGCCACAGGGGGAGAGCAGAAAGGAGGCAGGCGACGGUGGCAGUGCUCCCAGCAUGUCGCAGAAAAGUGAGGAAAGUCGGCUCUACUUGGUGAAGAGCUCGUUUGGAAGCGGGGCUGCCAGGCGCAGAGAACCGGACAAUGCGGGCGCAAACGUCUACGGAUCCGGACGCAUUCGUUCACAAAGCUGUGCCAUGGGGAAUCACUCCCGUCAGAUAGCUGCUGCGCCUCAGGAGUUGAUGAACAACGGCUGCCGAGUGGAUGACUCUUCUUCUUCCUGCGCCACAAUCUCAGAAACAACCAGGGAGCUGUGCAAGGCUGUCUCCGUGUCCCUGGGGCUCACCGGCGACUCCACUGACACCAGCGACAUGGACCCUGCUCUGCCCCCGUGUGCUGACCACAUCCGCGGAGAGAGUUUAUACGGAGCCGGAGCUGUGGCUCUGAGCUGCUCCGGAGCACAGGCUGCUGCUGCAGGCUACAGGUGCCCAGACCGGGACGAGCGGCCCCUGCCUGGCCCGAAGCAACUGGUGGAAGUGUUUAAAAGUUUAGAGAGCGCUGCACCCCUGCACCACUACACUGCAGCUCGGACAUGUGGGGACGAGCCAGACUUUAGCCUGUGUGAGCCUGAUGACAGGACCCCAGCGCGCACACACUCUUGCCCUUACUCCGCGUCCGCGCCCGGCAGCCUGGCGCACUUCAGCCACACGGGACCGGAAAGGCCGUGCCGGGGCUACAAACCGCCGGACGAGGCGCGGGACGCCAUGGAGAGCAAGUUCCGAGGUUACCAGCCUGAACAGUACAGCGUCAAAGUAAAAUGUGAGGAAGAGGAGAACACCAGGGCCCCAUGGCCCGGAGAAUACACCUUCAACGACACGUACAACUCUCAGCUGUGGGGCUCCAGGCACUGCGUAAAAGCGCGCGGCACUGGCGCAACCGGCGCGUUCAUAUGUAAUCCAUACGAGCGCAGCGUCACGCGCUCUGAGCAGUGGUACCCGGCCGGGAUGCUGAGGCCCAGCUACCCCAACCCCAGCUACGUGAAGGCUGAGGUGGACGAAUGGAUGGACGUCAACUACAACGACACGAGUGAAACUUUGUGUUGUAGAAACAGUCCUGUGAACUUCCAGCCUAUAGAAAAGUGCCCCAUGCAGCUGGAGCAGUUUGAGGCUGGCAGAGAGCACAUGUUCCCCAUGGAGUUCUUCUUUCCACCACAGAGGACGUGCCUGAUCUGUUCAGACGAGGCGUCUGGCUGCCAUUACGGGGCACUCACCUGUGGCAGCUGCAAGGUUUUCUUCAAAAGAGCUGCAGAAGUAGGCAAACAGAAAUACUUGUGUGCAAGCAAAAAUGACUGUACCAUCGAUAAGCUAAGAAGAAAGAACUGUCCUUCUUGUCGGCUGAAGAAGUGUUUUGAGGCUGGAAUGACACUUGGAGCACGUAAACUAAAGAAGAUCGGACAGCAGAAGAACCCUGAAGAGGAUCAUCCUGUGCAGGACUCUACCGAGGUCAUCCAGAAUAUCUCUCCUAAGUCGGGCCUGAACUUGAACUCCCAGCUGGUCUUCCUCAACAUCCUGGAGUCCAUCGAGCCUGAGGUGGUGAACGCGGGACACGACUACGGCCAACCUGACUCAGCUGCCACCUUGCUCACCAGCCUCAACGAGCUGGGAGAGAGGCAACUGGUCAAAGUGGUCAAAUGGGCAAAAGGAUUGCCAGGUUUUAGAAAUCUCCACGUGGAUGACCAAAUGACUGUCAUUCAACACUCAUGGAUGGGGGUGAUGGUGUUUGCCCUGGGAUGGAGGUCCUAUAAGAACGUCAAUGGCAGGAUGCUUUACUUCGCCCCAGAUUUGGUGUUCAACGAAAAUCGGAUGCACGUCUCCACCAUGUACGAGCACUGCAUUCGGAUGAGGCAUCUCUCCCAGGAGUUCGUGCUGCUGCAGAUCACUCAGGAGGAGUUCCUGUGCAUGAAGGCCCUGCUCCUCUUCAGCAUUCUUCCAGUCGAGGGUCUGAAGAGUCAGAAGUACUUUGACGAGCUGCGUCUCACCUACAUCAACGAACUCGACCGGCUCAUCAGCUGUCGAAUGACGAACAAUUGUUCUCAGAGGUUCUACCAGCUCACCCGACUGCUGGACUCUCUCCAGAUGACGGUAAAGAAGCUCCACCAGUUUACGUUUGACCUUUUCGUUCAGGCUCAGUCACUCCCCAGCCAGGUCAGCUUUCCAGAGAUGAUUGGAGAAAUAAUAUCAGUUCAUGUACCACGGAUCCUGGCAGGUUUGGCUAAGCCCAUCUUGUUUCACCAGUAGACAGAUUUCUUUAGAAAAAAAAAUGAUUACUCUGCCCUGCUGCCUCCAUUAACUUCAACCAAUGCUUUGCACUGUUUCCCCUCCAUGUCCAACAUAAUAGUGCCAAGCUCUGUCCCAUAAUCAUCUGUUUUAUUGCUCAAGCUUUUUUUUUUUUUUCCUUUUAGCUAUAAUUGAGAUUGUUUGCUCUGAACUGAUAAAGCUUUUAUCUGCAGAGCUGCGAGGCAUCAGCCUGUUGACAGCUCUGCUCUUUCUGAGUGGAGGGUUUGUUUUAUUCUGCUCGGCCAGAGAUGCUACUUUACAUAUGCAGCAAGUCUGUAAAUCAUAAACGUAGCAGGGUUAAAAACAUCAGGUUUUGCAUGUGACCUUCAUUAUAACAACACUUGAGGAGGUACACAUAAAUAUUAAAAAACAAGCAAAUGAAAGAUGGCCCACAGAGCCGGAGAGAAAUGGAUCACCGUAAUAAAUUGACACUCUGUUUUUAUAAAUGCUGCCUUCAGGUGCUGUGAGUGAAAUAGAAAGUGAUAAAUACAACUUGUAAGGAAUGUAAGAGGCAAAAAUUUGAAAUGUACAGGUUUAAGGUUUUUCAGAAAAUUCAACUUGAAGAUUUUUUUAAAUUAAACUCCCUAAUACAUGCACAAGAUCCUGAAAUCCCAGUGUGGCAAUAAAAGGUGUUCAUAAACUGUGCUUAAUAAAUCAGCACUGAAAAAAACUAAUUUGAUUUUGUUACACUACUUAAAGUAGAGUAAAUGUAAAACAUUGAUGUUUCAAAUCCAAUAGUAAAUUGGGAUAUUAAAUCACAAUUGGUUACAAUUGGUUCUCAAUGAGGCGCAGGAAAUGAUCACUCAGUUGUAUUUACCACUUACUAGGUUUGGCACUACAGUGUUUCUGAAGGCAGGGGCAGCUUUUAUUUAUUUAUAUUUUUUAAGUUUGACCUGUUGUGAAUAUGAGUAUUUAUAUCUGCCAGAUUGUGCUCAUUCAUUGGUUAAAAAUUAGUAUUUAAUAAAUCACAAUUACAAUAAAGUCAAAGACUACUUUACCUUUUCUUUAAGAAAAAUUGUGGACAAGAUGACAGGUCAUAUCAGAUUGUAGAGCAGGUGGCAGCCAAACAAGCAAAAUUCGACAUUAUACAUUUGAAAGAUUAAAGUAAAAUAUCGUUCAUAUUUUCUUAUAAGAUAGAGCAAAGUGUGGAAUUUGAACCAAGCCACAAAAGAAACAGUUAAACUAAAUUGAAUACACAAUCUAAGUCCUGUACGUAUGGCAGAAUUGACAGGAAACACACACUUCACUCACACAUGUCUUCACACAGUCAGUCUCUCUGAGCCAGAACAAUAUGGACAUCUUGAAAAGACACUUCAGGUUGACAGUCAUUCUGCAUUUCAAACCUUUUUCCCGUGCAGUUGAAAUGUUUUCUCCUGGAUCGGCCCAAUGAAUCCAGAUCUGCAUCAAACUGUAAUGGGCUCCUCAUUGACACAUAUCACAUCCUUCUACCAAUUUUUUGGGAAAUCCGUCCAGUAAUGUUUGCAUAGUCUUGCUACGCAAACAUUAUCAAACAAAUGUUAUCAAACAAAUGAACCAACACACAAACAGACAGGGGAGAAAGAAGGUAAAAUUAGGUAAGAUGGGUCAAAUCUGACAGUUUGUUAUGAAGUUUUGAUAUUAUAUUUCUCAACACAGCUUCAAAGUUCAUUCAUACAUGAAAAUUAGAUGACAUUUGAAUCAAAGGGCAACAUGAAUUAUUUUUUGUCUGGUGAUAAUAAACAACAUUUCUGGAACUCCCACAGAAAAACAGCUGCAGGACAAACUAAUGAUUUGGAGUAGUGGCUUUAGAACAUAUUGUGAAAUGGUGAAUGAGAUGAAUGUGGCGCUCUGAGUCUUAACAACCAUUCAAACCGUUUACACUACGAGUCACAUUCUCCUAUUUCAUCUAUCCAUAAGGUGAUUCUAUUUACGUGGCACAGCCGCCAGAUUGACCCCCCAUCAGAUUAUUGUUACAUUUACCAUAAACUACGUUAAAGAAAAGAAUGGAAGCCCUUCAGUCACUUACCAUUGUUCCUCCCAGACAACACAGUGUUGACAGCAUCAUGCAGAGAACUCAGAUCAUUGCAAUGAUGUUCCAACCGAACAACAGAUAUAAACUCACAGCCAUCUUAAAAGUGGAAGGCCCUGAGCUGUCGAAUAUGGAAAUCCAUGACUGCGGUUGCAUAAAGCUCACCGAUACCAUCCAAGAAAAGAAACCCCAGUGGAAUGCUUUGAAGAUAACCAAACACAGACACUGGAGAGCAGCUGAUGAGAAGUGUCGCCAUCGAUCCAGUUGAACCAAUUCAUCAGGUUUUUGCCUGAAUCCAGCUGGUGAAACACUGUGUAUAUAUGUCCCAACACUCGUUGUGCAGUGAGUGUAACUAAGGACUUAAUCAUUUCAGUAAAAGAGUCUGAAUCCAGCUGCUGCGUGUUUAUGACAAUCCAACACAAACAAAAUCGACCGAAAAACUUCUGUGGCUUCUUCGGCCUUUUCAACAAUUUUCAACAAGGUUUUAUUAUUGAGUAAAUCCAACCAUUUUUUUUUAAAGACAGUUUAUUUUACACGCCUGUAGAUGCAUGCACCAAGUGUAUAGUCUGUGUAACGUCUAGCUUUACAAAAAGCACUGCUCAGACAUGUGUGCGUGUGUUCCUUUGGUUACCUUUGUGUUCUAUACUAUCUGACAGCUGUCCCCUGCAUUGAACCACGGCGACACUAUCGGGAGGCAUGAAAAAUGUGUUGUACAGUGCACAGUGAUAAGCGGACAGUGUUCAUCCAUUAACGUAAGUGAAGCUUGUACCUAACUUCAUCCGCACAGGUCCUCAUGUCUUUUUCUUGUCUUUUUUAUAUGAAAUUUGCUAUGUGAAAAGGACGGGGUGGGGGGAGGAGAGGCGAUCUAGUCGCUACGGACAAGUAUAGUUCAUGCAUGAGUCUUGACCCCAAUGCACCUACUAAUUAUAGCCCUGAAACUUGAUAAAGACGUGUCUCCUGUCAGUUGUGACGCUGUAGACAGGAACCCCAGAUAAAAUAUUAUUCUUGUGCAAAAGCAGUAAUAUGAUUUGGAGAAUUUGUGUUUUGAAUAAGCGGAAAAAUGCUUAAAAAAGUUAUAAUCAAAUGAUAAAAUCCAGAAACCGAUAUUCAAGUCUUUCUACAUUUCCUGAAUGCACUAUGUUGUACGACUGUUCUUAACAGUUACACUUUGUUUCUCUUUAAUCUUUAUAACACUGUUCUAAAUAAUGCAGUAGUCUGUUUCUAUUAAUCCUGUGUAGCUUUAUUGUGCAUUAGACAGGGCGGAAUCUGAAGGCGUUACAAGUGCCAGUGCAUCUCAAUGAGCCAUACACUGUCGAUGCCCCUGUUUUUUUUUUCCAAUACUGAAACGACUGAAUCACAGUAGGCUGUGUUCUGUUGGACGUCAUUGGACAGGAGCUGGUAUUUGCCCGAUGUACUGCAUAUGAAGCUCGUUCUUUGUACAUGAAACAGUAACUGUAUAUAUUGAUUUGUUUAUUGUCCGUUUUGGUGUCUGGACACUUGACUUUUACAGUCAUCUCUUGUAUGAUUUAUACCUUUUGUGACUUGCUGUGUGUUUUUUUCGAAUUUGUGUAUUUUUCAAAAAGAUGUAAAGCUGCAUAAUCUUUUGAAGGCAAUUAAAAAAAUACUUCUGACUCUAAAAA